AGUUGAAACACAUGCAGCUGCUCUGGUCAGGUUUCUGGGAAACUGGCAUUGCAACUUGUGCCCCCUCUUUUCGUCUUCUUUUGAAUUCUUCAUAUUAUUGUGUUUCAAAGGAAACGCGUCGGCAAGUUCAUGUCGUUGGAAGCGCGAUGCAUGCAUCCUUGCAACCUUGAUGUUUGUUGCCCUGGCCCCUGCCUCAAGUAGGCACAGCAUUUCCCUACCCUUCGCCAGAUAAGCUUCUUCCUCCGGUGACCGGUGGCUCCUCCGUCCGCCCGCGCCAUGCACAGGUGCGUCGUCAUUCGUGUCAGUGUUCUAGCACUCCUCGCGGCGGCUCUCGCGCUCCCCUUCGCCGCCGCCCAGCCGUGGCCGAACUGCGACAUCAGCAGCGGAAACUACACCGCGGGCAGCGCCUACGAGGGCAACCUCCUGCAGCUCAUCUCCGAACUCCGCGCGAACGCCUCCUCCUUACCCUCGCUCUUUGCCUCCGGCUCCGCCGGGACCGGCGCGGGCACCGUCUACGGCCUCGUGCUCUGCCGCGGGGACCUCAGCUCCUCCGACUGCUUCGACUGCGGCACCCGCGCCGGCCAGGACGUGCGGCGCGCCUGCAACCGCACCAGGGACGUGGCGCUCUGCUACAACCAGUGCUACGUCCGCGUCUCCGACACGGACUUCCUCGCCUCCGCCAGAAACUCCGGCGAGUUGUACCUCAUCAGCGGCACCAACAUCAGCACCGGUGUCGACGUCGUGGCCUACGACAGCGCGGUCACGCGCCUCCUCAACGCCACCGUGCGGUAUGCGGUGGAUACGUCGGGAAAGCUGUUCGCGACGGGGCAACUGGUGGGGCUCGACCCGAAGAUUCCAAACAUCUGGUCCAUGGCGCAGUGCGCGGCGGACCUAUCGCCGGCGCUGUGCCAAAGGUGCCUCGACGACCUGGUGGCCCGGUGGUGGAAUGGGAGUUCGUUCCCGCUGAACGGGGAGGGCGCGAGGAUCGCCGGCUCGCGGUGCAACCUGAGGUGCGAGCUGGGGAAGAAGUUCUACACCGACGCGCCGAUGGUGAAGCUGCAGAUGAACGGAGAGGCGGCCAUUCCGGCGCCGGCGCCGGCGCCUUCUAUGGUUGUUGUACCGGGCACUAUGGGAGGUAAAAACAGUUCAGCCGGCAAACUUCUUGGAAUUAUACUGCCGGUUGUGUUUGUUGCUGUGGUAGCUGCUAUAAUCCUUUAUAUGUGGAAUAAGCGUAACAAGAGAAGAUACCAAAGAACAAAGCUUCCCCACCGAACUCAUACAGUUGAGGACUUCGAAAACAUCAAGUCAACCUUGUUAUCUCUGUCAUCACUACAAGUAGCAACAAAUAACUUUGAUGAAAGCAAUAAACUUGGUGAGGGGGGAUUCGGUGCAGUUUAUAAGGGAGAUCUUUCCGGGCAAGAAGUAGCCGUGAAGAGGCUAUCAAAGGGUUCGAAUCAGGGGCUAGAAGAGCUAAGAAAUGAGCUAGUUCUGGUGGCCAAACUUCAUCACAAGAAUCUUGUCCGGCUGGAGGGUUUUUGCUUAGAAGAGGGGGAGAGAUUGCUCGUCUACGAGUACAUGCCCAAUAAAAGCCUCGACACCAUUCUUUUCGACCCUGAAGAAAAAAGAAAGCUAGACUGGAGGAAACGAUUCAACAUAAUAGAAGGAGUUGCUCGAGGAUUGCAGUAUCUUCACGAAGACUCUCAGAAGAAGAUUGUCCACCGUGACAUGAAAGCAAGCAAUGUUUUGUUAGAUGCAGACAUGAACCCGAAGAUUGGGGACUUCGGCCUAGCCAGGCUCUUCGGGCAAGAUCAGACUCGUGAUGUGACGAACCGCAUUGUUGGGACAUUUGGCUACAUGUCUCCUGAGUACGUGAUGCGUGGACAAUACUCCACGAAAUCAGACGUGUUCAGUUUUGGCGUUCUUGUUAUAGAGAUUGUAACGGGCCAGAGAAACAGCGGACAGUACUUUGCUGAGCAACAUGAAGAUAUCAUAAGCAUCGUAUGGAAACACUGGGCCGAGGGAACAAUUGCAGAGAUAGUAGACGAUUCUUUGGGGAGAAACUACUCGGCAGCUGAGGUGCUAAAAUGUGUUAACAUCGGCCUGUUGUGCCUUCAACAGAACCCUGUCGACCGACCUGUAAUGUCAGAUAUCAUGGUGAUGCUCAACGGUGACGCUACCAGUUCUCUGCCUCCCGCUGCUAGACCAACAUUUUUCGUUGAUGGAAGCUCAGGUUACUCUUACAGUACCGCGUCGUAUCCGACCACCGGGUAGCGGAGGCUAACACCUAGGGCAUGCCCGUUUCUGGAUUGCGGCAUAUCGUUCCUGCUUGUUUCUAGUUGUAUAGUAGUUCAGAGCAACCGUUCCAAUUCAUCACAUAGUGCAAUUGGUGCUCACCAUUAGUUUCUAUUAUUCCUGUUGCUGUAAGCUUUCAGAAAGUAUGAAAAAGCCCAGCGCCAAAUUGUACGCGACAAUGGUCAGGAUGGUUUUCUUCAGGGAUUAUCUCAAUUUUAGAGUGAGCUUCUUCAACUACAGUUUAAUGAAGACUGACAUGGCUCCAACAACUCUAGUGCACUGUUUGUUUUCUUUGGUCUACAGUUUAAUAUUUUUGUGAUUUUGAUA
This is a messenger RNA of Phragmites australis (common reed), 2619 nucleotides long. Its product is annotated as cysteine-rich receptor-like protein kinase 10. NCBI's taxonomy places the organism in Eukaryota, Viridiplantae, Streptophyta, Magnoliopsida, Poales, Poaceae. Gene Ontology annotation, molecular function: protein kinase activity; ATP binding. The record is from RefSeq and is a predicted model, not a curated record. Gene Ontology annotation, biological process: protein phosphorylation. The transcript is spliced from 7 exons. Bases 277 to 2271 code for a protein of 664 amino acids.